Molecule: messenger RNA, 1459 nt
Organism: Rotaria sp. Silwood1
Lineage: Eukaryota; Metazoa; Rotifera; Eurotatoria; Philodinida; Philodinidae
Source: the annotation of a GenBank genome assembly
AUGACUGAUGAAUUCAAUCGAUAUUAUAUCAAAAUUCGAGCUAUUUUGGGAAUAGAUUCAAAAACAAUCUUUGACGAACUUACAGAGGCAUUGGGACCUGAUGCUCCAUCAUAUCCAACAGUCAGAAGAUGGGCGAAACGUUUUCGUGAAGGAAGAGACGAUGUCACUGAUGAUCCUCGAUCUGGUCGUCCGAUUUCGGUGCUUACAGAUGAAAAUGUUGAACGCGUUCGACAAGUUAUCGAAGAUGAUCCACACUCAACUUAUGAUGAUAUUAUGGGUGAGACUGAUCUAUCACGUGGUACAAUAGAACGAAUUAUUCAUGAUCGUCUAAAGAUGAGAAAAGUUACAUCACGUUGGGUUGCUCAUCAACUUACUGACGAACAAAAACAAAAACGACUUAGAAUUUGUCGUCAAAAUUUAGAGAAAUUUAGAAAUGGAACAUGGCAUUUAUGUGAUGUUAUUACUGGUGAUGAGACAUGGAUUUAUCACAGGCAGAUUGGUCGAAAGUCAAGCAAUGCUACUUGGGUUGGCGAAAAUGAACUACCAAGAACCAUUGUUCGUCGGAAUAGAUUUGAACCUAGAACACUAUUUUGCUUCUUCUUCAAAUCCACUGGUUCUCUUCUCAUACACAAAGUAGAUAAGGGCAAGACAAUCGAUCAUGACUACUAUAUUGAUAAUUGUCUUAUACCUGUUAUCAAUGAAAUAAGAAAAAAGGAAAAGUCAUCACGUACUACAUAUAAAAUGCUUCAUGAUAAUGGUCCUCCUCAUACUCAUCCAGAUGUUAUUGAUUAUUUAAUGGAGGAAGGAAUCGAAAUCAUUCCACAUCCACCAUAUUCACCAGAUCUCGCACCGUGUGACUUUUGGCUAAAUGAUUAUAUCAAGAACAAGUUGACGGAUCACACAAACGAAGAAUCAUUAGCUCAAGAGGUUUCCACCAUAGUGAAGAAUAUUCCAAUAAACGAGUUUAAAAAGACUUUCGAUAAACUGUUAGAAAGAAUGAAACUUUGUAUCGAAAAUAAUGGUGAUUAUUUUGAGCAUUUAAUAAAAUAAAAUAACGAAUGUCUCUUCGUUUCUGUAUUGUGGUUUUAUGUUGGCAUGAUCUUUUCUUGGCUAUAAAUACUAUAGAUUUAGUCUGAAAGGAUGUUAGAACUAAGUCUAAGAGAGAGUUGCUCUAUAUAUUAUUAAAGACGAGACGUUAUACUAUAUAUCGCCUUAGUAAAAUAUUCAAUAUUUAUUGCUUUAUUAAAUUUUAAAAACUGUGAUCAGAACUUUUGGUAUACCCUAAGUAACUCAGUUUUUUGAGUUACUUCCGAAUAGGAUACUGCUUUUGAUUGAAAUGAUACAUUUGUAAUAAAAAACUGGUCAAAGAUAACACAAAUAUGUAAAAAAUUCUGCUCUAAGGGUGUGGGGUGUGGGUGUGGGUGUGGGUGUGGGUGUGGGUGUGGGUGUGGGUGUGGGU